AUGCUGGGGCCCAUUAAGCUCGCUCUCAUAGCUGCCACAGUUUGGGCCGACUCCAUCAAGCAACUCCUAGAUGCUUACGAGGAGAUUGGGGAGGCGCUCAGCAACCUCGUCUUCUUCCACACACUCAUCAAAAGCAACGGCGCAGAACACCUCAGGCGAGCCCUGGAGGACUACUUUUCUGACAUUCUUCGGUUCCAUCGCUGCGUUCUAGUUGUUUUUUCUCGACCUAAUUGGAUAACGUUCUUCAAGGCGGCAUGGGGAAGCUUCCGGCGUCAGGUCGAGCCGAUCAUCCGGGCGCUCAAGCUUCGACAGGAGAAGCUAUCUCACGAGAGGCUGCAGGCACAUGCCAUCCAUCAAGGAGUUCAGGACUUCCGAGGGCAUGCUGAUGACCGGUUUGAUAGGCUUGAAGCAGAUCUCGACAGGAUCCGCAAUGCGUUGGCCUCUGAAUGCCUGAAGCGCCAGACAUCAGUUGAAGAUCAAGAUAUGAAGGAGAUUUUGGAGGACAAGCUCAAUAUUUCGAAGUUUGGGUCUCGCAGUCGGCUGGAUUCCCCGGAACUAAGCUCUCCGUCUGCCGGUGAUUGGAUCUUUCAGCAUCCUCACUUUCAGGCGUGGGAAAGGGCAACAUCCUCUCAAGGAAAUAUUCUAUUCUUGAACGGCUCACCUGGCGCUGGUAAAACAACAUUGGCGAUGAAAGUUAUUCGCUACCUCACGGGCAAGGACCCUAUCCAUGGCAGUACAGUCCACUUCCUCUUCAGACACGAUGAUGACGAUCGAAAAUCUGCCAAGCCGAUGCUCCGAACGAUCCUGGCUCAGUUGAUUCAACAAGACGAAACCAUCAUGCGAUACUUGUAUGAGAAGUCCGCUCCCAUGAGCAGCAAUCUCGAGCUCUCUAGUCUCGCAACUCUUCAAGACUUGACCCGCGAGUGCUUGACCAGCCAACGCAGCGUAUCUGUGGUACUUGAUGGUCUUGACGAGUGUGCUGAGAACGAACCCAACUCAAUCGUUACCUGGUUUCUAGACAAGGUUCUUCCCUCCGCAGCCUCACGGGGUUGUCAUCUCAGGUUGUUGGUCUGCGGACAGAGAGACGGGCGACUCGAUCAACUGUUGUCAGCGCAGCCCCAGAUCAGGCUUGACACGCUUCAUUCUCACCAAAGGGACAUUGAGGAGUACUCGAAAUCUCGAGCCGCCGAGAUAUGCGCGAGGUUCUCCCAGACACCGGAACAAGAAGAAGAGCUUGCCACCAAAGUAGCAAAGACAUCACAAGGCAUGUUCUUGUAUACUAAAGUUGUCAUGUCCAAUUUCUUAUCCAUGGAUUCGGUCGAUGAAUUUGAAGAUGAGAUGCAGAGCGACAGGUUCCCCGAAGACCUGUACAAAGCUUACGAACGAAUCAUUCAAAGAGUGCUAGAAAAGGCCAAGCCAUCACGACAGAAGACGGUCAAGAAGAUCUUGGGUUGGAUCAUUUGCUCCCAGAGGCCUCUUCGAUGGCGCGAGAUACAGUCAAGGUUCUGCAUCAAUGCAGAAAAGGGAACCUGCAACCCCAAGCGUCGCCGCCUCGACAACUGCAAGGACAUCUGCAGCUCGCUCGUUGACGUCACGAUCUGCGAUAUGUUUGGGGGCCUUCAGUCCGAGCAGAUCAUACAGAUGGUCCACGAGACAGCUGGAAGAUACCUUGUCCAGAGAGGCACCAUUGAUCUUCUGCAGGAGCAUGCCGACUUGGCUCUCUUCUGUUGUCGUUACCUUUCUUCUCGGCCCUUUCUCCAAGACCCAGAAACUGACAGCACCCAAAACGCUCUCCAAUCUGGUUAUUUCGGGUUCCUCGACUAUGCCACGGUUAACUAUUGUUAUCAUGUUGAAGAAGCACAGAAGCAUGCAUCUGGGCCCCCAGCGGACGUUGUCUCGUCUGCGGUGGGCUUGCUCACAGCUUAUUCCGACAACCCUUCAAAUCAAUCGAUUCGCAAGAUGGAGAUUUGCGCUCAAACAGUAACAAAUACGCUCCGCACACAGAAUAUCGACGCGCGAAUACACUCUCGCGUGAUCGUCAUUCGAGGGGCAGGAGAGUCACAACACCGCGACCUUUCCAAAGAGGGUGCAUACCUGGAUCUCUCUGGUCCCCUGAGAUUCAAAUGCCCCAGAGUCUUCUGUUCCAGGUUCCUUACCGGAUUUCGAAGCCAAGACGCUCGCGAUGAGCACCUUGACAGGCAUGAACGGCCGUAUAGGUGCACCCACACUGACUGUUUUCUCCAUGACGUUGGGUGUGAGUCCCGCGAGCGUCUUGAAGCACAUCGUAAGGCUUUUCACCAGAAUUCUUCCAAAUUGGCGGUCUCAUUUCCUUCCACCAAGAGCACCAAAUCAAGAGACAUUUCCGAAGCUUGCCGAAAAGGCAAACUUGAGGAAGUCAGACAAUUCCAUCUUUCGGGAGAGUCUCUCCACACGACGUGGACAGGGAGCUAUGUCACACCGCUAUUUGUCGCCACAAAAGCCGGGCAUGCCCAUAUCUGCAAGUAUAUCAUUGAUCAAGGAAUCGAUCCUUUUAAGGAGCGUCACUGGAUGGGAAGAGACUGGUCAUCGAUGCUCGAGGCCAUCCGCAGAGCGAAUGCACCAAUUGUGGAGCUCUUUUUGCAAUCACAAUAUGAAGCCACCAUCGCCCAUUUUCCACGUUAUAUUGCCGUAGCUAUCCUGUCUGGCAAUUUGGAGACCUUGGAACUCCUCCUGGGGUCGCAAACCGUUCUCGACCACGCGACGAUUGUUGAGCAAGUUACCAACGAAUUAAUGUCGACGACCUCGGACCUCAAACGAUGGCUCAAAGACCAACCUGCAGAUUCUUCCUUGCCCCUGGUGCAAGCUCUCUCAUCAGGAACCCUGGUUCUGCAGAAUACCGCGCUUGCAAGAAAGUUUUGCAGCAACGCGGUAGCUUACUGCACGAAGCACUGCAAUCAAAGUGUCAUCCUCUUUCCAUGUUUCUACUAG
Molecule: messenger RNA, 2967 nt
Organism: Fusarium falciforme
Lineage: Eukaryota; Fungi; Ascomycota; Sordariomycetes; Hypocreales; Nectriaceae
Product: NACHT domain-containing protein
Exons: 8
Coding region: 1-2967 (988 amino acids)
Molecular function (GO): protein binding
Source: RefSeq, a predicted model, not a curated record